Pyricularia oryzae 70-15 is the source of this 2762-nucleotide messenger RNA. RefSeq lists its product as uncharacterized. The coding region runs from base 89 to 2500 and encodes 803 amino acids. Lineage: Eukaryota; Fungi; Ascomycota; Sordariomycetes; Magnaporthales; Pyriculariaceae. The record is from RefSeq and is a predicted model, not a curated record. Gene Ontology annotation, molecular function: DNA-binding transcription factor activity, RNA polymerase II-specific; sequence-specific DNA binding; zinc ion binding. Gene Ontology annotation, biological process: positive regulation of transcription by RNA polymerase II; DNA-templated transcription. Gene Ontology annotation, cellular component: nucleus. The transcript has 5 exons.
CAAAAAGACACAAAAGUCACCCAAUCCCAAGACCAACAACUCCUUGGCAGUCAAUCAACGUACCCAAGGUGGUAAAUAAGUGUUCUCGAUGCCGCCCUCUGGGGGUGUGGGUUCCAUCAAUACUGCGAAUACCGGCCACAGCGAUGGUUCCGCUGGUACCUCAAGCCGAAACCAAGCUCUAGCUCUAGAUUCCCGGAGUGGCACUCAUCAAGAUGGUGUCCGGAAGCGGCGAAGGAUUCCGCGGGCAUGCGACGACUGCCGGCGAAAGAAGAUAAAAUGCGACGGAAAGCGGCCAUGCACAAGCUGCGCAGAAUUCAGCUCCGAAUGCACCUACAAUGCCCAAGUCGUCCGUCCAGGCCCCGCCAAACAGGAGGAGCUCGAAAAGAGGCUCCUGGCCGCCGAAUCAAUCAUUCGUCGCUAUCUGCCCCAGGUCGACCUCGCAAAUUUGGGCAGCGCGUCGCCCCUGACUGGGCCUGAACAGUCGCGCGAUCAAUCUGCCAGCGCCGAUGAUGCUGCAGACGGUCCUCGGUUUAUUCCCAUGGUGGGGAGUGCCGACCAGCUCGACUUUACCGAUUCAGGAGAAUACCAAUUUCAUGGAAUCUCGUCGGGCGCCGCCUUUUUGAGUCGCAUCUACCAGCACCUCCCAGGCCUUUUGAGGCAGGACUUUCAGAUGCCGUUUUUGCCGCGGCCUAGUCGUCCGUUUGACGCGAGACCUCUGGAGCUACCAGUGUACUCGACAAACUCGUGGAGGCAGGCAAACCACGACUAUUCCCAGCUACCUCCCCGUGAUCUCGCCCGCUCCCUUUGCGAAUGUGCGCUCAACUGGGGCUCCUGCCUGCUCAGAGUGGUCCACGCACCCACGUUCUGGGUCAUGCUCGAUACGCUCUACAAAGAGCCCACGCAGCUUGACGCGAGCCAGCAGCGGAGAUCUAUUGGCCUGCUGUUUGCAGUCAUGGCUCUGGGAUCCAUGUAUGACGUCGACGAGAACGAUCCUAACAAUCCAGACCACUAUGCCGUCGCUAUAGAACGAGGUCACAAGUAUUACACCUCGGCCCGGCUUUUCUUGCAGGACAUCACCGAGUGCUCCGACAUGAUAACCCUGCAAGCCAUGGUCUUCCUCAUCCAGUUCCUACAGGCGACGGGCAACCUGAAUGGCUGCGAUACCUUGAUAGGCAUCGCUCUCCGUUCCGCCUUGCGCAUGGGUCUUCACAGGAACUUGCCUCACAUACCAAUGUCGCCCAUCAAGGACGAGACAAGGAGGCGGGUUUUCUACGCGAUACGGCAGAUGGAGAUCUACCUGUCGACCACCCUUGGUCUUCCCAUCAUGCUGCAGAGUGGAGAUAUCGACCAGCUUUGGCCGACCGAAGUAGACGACGAAUACAUUCUCGAAGACGGCAUCAGGGCGCCGCCCCCGGGCACGCCCUCAUUUCUUGAGGCCUUCAACGCCCACCUGAAACUGAUGCGAAUCCUGGUCAGUGUUGUGGAGCAUCUCUACCCGCCGAAAGAGACGAACAAAGGACCUGCAGAUGUCAGCUACAUGAUCAGUUACGCUCGGGUCAGAGAGAUGGAACAAGCCCUUCACGAUUGGCAUGAAGAACUGCCCAAAACCUGGCGCCCGGGAUCCGAAGAAAAUACAGAAAUUACUCGAGUCCGAAUCCAGUUGCGAUUCGCUUAUGCUCAUAUCCAGCUCAUGUUGUACAGGCCAUUUCUGCAGUACUAUUCGCGGCGAGCAUCGGCCAACGAGACAGCCAACGAGCGCUGCUUCGCCCUUGCGACUGCCGGAAUCAACGUAUGCCGAAACAUUAUCCAUCUUGGGCUCGAAAUCCGGCGACAGGCAGUUCUGUUGGGUCCGUUUUGGUUCAUUACAAAUACCCAAUUCUUUGCCAUCCUGGCCCUGGUUUCAUAUGUACUGUAUAACCACGACAAGCCCGAGGCGCCCAAGCUGUUUGCCGAGGCCAGAUUGGGCAAGGAGUGCAUAUCGGACCUGGCACAACGGAGUCUGGCUGCUGAUCGGGUUACUGUCGCUCUCAAUUCACUUUUCGACAAACUCCCAGACCGGUCAUGGAGAACCGGUGAUCAAUUGUCGACAAAUAACCCAGAUUUUGACCCGAACCCCCGGCCUGCUCAAACCGACAAGAUCAGCCCCCUUGCACAGGGCAAUAUGCAAAUACCGACCCCAGCUGAGAAGGACCCCUCAAGAAGCCUCUCUACUCUCCAUGAGCAUGGGCCAACGACGCAGCUCCACGCCCCGAUGCACAGCCAAGAACAACAACUGGCACCGGAGAACUUGAUGGACUUUCAUUUGGAGAACCCUUUUGCAUACCCUCUUUUCGCGGGAGACAGGCCCGAAGACAAUGGGUUUUCUUUGUUGGAAGAAGAUGGACUGCAGUUGCCAUUUUUCGAUCUGCACACGGAUCCAGCGGGCCAGCUAUUGCAAUCCCAAGAUCUUUUGUUUGGAAUGUCUACGGAGCAAAAUGAUCCUCUCUUUCCAUUUUUGUAGGGGCCUGCACGAAAUUGGCCAUGGAUAAAAAGGGAAUUCAUAAAACAAUCUCAGAUUCUCAAGUAUGGGUAUAUGGCAAUAGGACGCAGAUACAGUAGACAAUAACGCAUCACAGACUCUCGAUCCAUCACAAUAAUAAACUGGGGGACAAAAUAGCAGGCGAAGCUACUUGUCAAGCGACCCACGACCGGCUUCACAAAGCUGGAUCGAGCGACCCCAUUCUGAUCUGAGGAACUGCGAUGCUGUGAGCCUCCUAGACGGC